AUGACAAGCAAAGGGUUGAUGUUUUUUGUUACUCUCAUUCCAAUAGUGAUUGCUGUCUAUCUCUACCGAUUUCAACACACCCCAGAUCAUAAAAAGAAUUUAAAUCAAACAUCUUCACUUUCUGAAUAUCUUCAAUAUCACAAUUCGGAAUGGGAAAUUAUUAAAACAAAUAUUCAAUUAACAGCGCCUCCCUCCACGAUCCAUCACCUUCGUCACAAGAGAACAAAGCUCGAAUGGUUUCAUGUGGAUCAUCCCAAUGACCACAAUAAUUUCUUUUCAAUUUCUUUUCGAACUCCACCAACAGAUAAUACUGGAUUGACACAUAUUUUAGAACAUUUAGUAUUAUGUGGAUCAAAGAAAUAUCCUGUCCGAGAUGCAUUCUUUUCCAUGUUGAAAAGAUCUUUAUCCACCUAUAUGAAUGCUUUUACUGCUGCUGAUAUAACAUCUUAUCCAUUCGGAACACAAAAUCAAAAAGAUUUUUAUAAUUUAAUGCAAAUUUAUUUAGAUGCAGUGUUUAAUCCAUUGUUGCGAAAAUUGGAUUUCACACAAGAGGGAUACAGAUUUGAAUUUCAAGAACAUGAUCAAAUUCAAUCAAAUUUAACCUUUAAAGGAGUGGUCUAUAGCGAAAUGCAAGGAGUGAUGGGAGAUGCCAAUAAUUAUUUUGCAUUUGAAUUGAAUCGAUUGUUAUUUGAUCGAUUCAAUAAUUUCACUACCAACAGCACUAAUCCAUCACAUCGCUACAAUUCUGAAUUUCUAAAGUCUCUCCACAGCUAUUCUUUCAAUUACGGUGGAAAGCCAGAAAAUAUUAUUGAUUUGAAAUAUGAAGAUUUAGUUGCCUAUCAUAAGAAAUAUUAUUCUCCAAAUAAUGCACUAAUCUUUACCUAUGGAAGCUUUUCAUUCAUUUCUCAUCUCAAUUUUGUGAAGGAACAACAAUUAUUGGAUCAAUUUGAGGAUUCGAUGGAGGUGAUCAAUGUAGUUCAAGUCAAAGACAGUUCACAAGAUCACAUCUCGUCACAACAAGUGCAAUCAUUGAUCACACAACCCAAUGAUAUUCACUAUUUUUAUGGUCCUGAAGAAUCCAUUAUUCAUAAUCCGGAAAAGCAGCUCAAAUAUGCCAUGACUUUUUUCACACAGCAGCCAGUGAACGGAUUUUUUGAAGUUUUCCAGAUGCGAAUGUUGGAUUUAUUGUUACUGGAAAAUCCACGAGGACCACUGUAUCAAUCACUCAUUGAAUCUAAACUAGCACCUCGAUUUUUAUCAAUUACAGGUUUCGAGAAGACUGAUUUACUACGUAAACAACCAACUUUUGUGAUUGGAGUUUCUGAAAUUGGUGAAUCAGAUGUUGCCAUCGUUGAGGAAACUAUUAACAAAACUCUUACUUUUGUCAUCAAACAAGGUUUUCGAAAGGAAUAUGUGGAAUCCAUUCUUAAUAGAAUUGAAAUUAGUAAUAAGAGAGUAUCGGCAAAUUAUGGAUCUUCCUUAAUGAUGGAAAUUCCACCUUUUUGGUGUAACGGAGAUAGUCAUCGGUUGGAAGAGGUUAUUGAUAGCGAAACUAACAUCAAACGUCUUAGACACGAGCUUACACAAUCUCCAACACUCUUUCAAGAUUUAAUUGCAAAAUAUUUGAGAACAGAUUUAUCAUUACGAGUAGUCAUGAGGCCUAACAAGAAUCAAUUGAAUGAAUUUAAGGAGUUUGAACAAGGUACAUUACAACAAGCACAAAGCACCAUGUCUGAAAUUGAAAAGAAACAAAUUGUGUCACAUUCUGUUCAGCUCAAGGAGUAUCAAAACACUGAAAAAUUGAAAGACAUUGAUGCCAUUUUACCAUCUCUUACUCUGUCUGAUAUUGACACUUCGAUUCUUUACAAAUUAGAUCCUUAUAUUCAACAAGGUCAAUUAAUGGGAGUUAACGUGACAACCUAUGAACAAGAAACAAAUGGAUUAGUUCACUUGAGUAUCAAUGCAGAAUUAUGGAAUGGAGAGAACAUUCUAUUGGACAAUCAACUCUUAGAUUUGUUACCAUUUUUCACCUAUUGCCUUACAAAGAUGGGAACCAAAGAACUCGACAAGACCGAAUUAACAGAAAGGAUUGACAUGUUCACAGGAGGCAUAACAUCCAAUGUAUUUUUCUCUCCCAAAGCAAUUCCAUCACAGAAUCAAACUCAUAUUGAAAAAUUUGGAGUGAAUCUCUAUUCUGAGGCUGUUUAUGAAAAGGUGCCAAUCAUGUUAAAGUUACUUUUAGAUAUCAUGACAGCACCUCGAUUUGAAGAUGUUAAAUAUUUAGAGACAUUAUUUGAGGAGUAUGCAACUUCUAUUGGAGAGAGUUUAACACAAAAUGGACAUGAAUUUUCUCGGUCAUACUCUGCAUCUGUAUUGAAUGACUAUUCUUUGCUCACUGAACGGUUGACAGGAAUCUCUCAUUUUAUGUUUAUUAAGGAGUUUAAGAAAUUACAUCAAGAAAAUUUAGCACAAGUUCUACUCGAUCGUAUGCAUUCCCUACUUGAUUCUAUUUAUCAUAAUAUUACUGUUGCAGUCACUUGUGAAAGUAGUUAUUUACAUGAAUUGAAACAAGAGCUUACCUCUUUUUUAAAGCUGUUGAACAAUGGUCAACGUUCUAGAGCACAACCAUUCACAUCAACAACAUCAAUUAAUCAUUCAUUAUUAUCCAUAGCAUCCAAAUCUACAGAAAAGAAAGGAACAUUUAUUGAAUUGAACUUUCCUGUGAACUAUGUCUCUAUCAGUUUUGCUACGAAUACCAAUUAUUUGAAUCAAGAUUUUGCCUCUCUUUCUGUGUUCGCUGCUUAUUUAUUUCCAAUUUUACACAAAGAAAUUCGUGAAAAAGAAGGAGCUUAUGGUCAAAAAUCAAACAUGUUUCGUGAACAAGUUUUCUCAUUCUACACUUAUAGAGAUCCUAAUACUUACAAAACAAUUGAUAUAUUUAGGAGAGCAUUGAGUAAUAUUUGUCAAGCACACUCACUGGAAUCCAUUAGUGAGAAAGAACUUUUUGAAUCCAAAUUGAGUGUUUUAAAGAAAUUGGACACACCCAUGGAACCGCAUCAAAGAUUUUCGCUUCACUUUUUGCAUCAUCUCACCGAUGACAUGAGACAACAAUUUAGAAAUAAUUUACUAGAGGUUCGAGUUGAAGAUUUAUUAAGAGUGUGUCGAAAGUUUUUACUCAACGUUCCUGAACAUUUGCAAUCGAUUACCAUCAUGGGAUCUAGACCAAAAGAAGGAAGUCUUGACAAUCAUUUUGAAUUUAUUGCAUUGUAA
Molecule: messenger RNA, 3270 nt
Organism: Naegleria lovaniensis
Lineage: Eukaryota; Heterolobosea; Eutetramitea; Acrasida; Naegleriidae
Exons: 2
Coding region: 1-3270 (1089 amino acids)
Biological process (GO): protein processing
Molecular function (GO): metal ion binding
Source: RefSeq, a predicted model, not a curated record